Drosophila simulans is the source of this 1709-nucleotide messenger RNA. RefSeq lists its product as uncharacterized. The coding region runs from base 521 to 751 and encodes 76 amino acids. Lineage: Eukaryota; Metazoa; Arthropoda; Insecta; Diptera; Drosophilidae. The transcript is spliced from 5 exons. The record is from RefSeq and is a predicted model, not a curated record.
GCACGCUCAGUAGACAAUCUUUCCUCAUUUCGUUAACACACUCACAGCACCUUUAAGCGAACCAAUAAUAUACAGAAGAAUUUCCCCAAAGCAACAAACAGCAACAGUAGCUAAAUGAAAUACCCAAAGAUAAAACGAAUAGAUAUAUAAAUACACAUAAAUUAUUUUCCAUUAUAAAAAGAGCUUGAAUAGAUCCGUGUGUUGUUCGCCGACUAAUAUAUUAACCAGCUAUAUUUAAUCAAACCACAUUAAAUUGAAUUAACUAAAUGUCAACGUGCGUGUCAAGUGCAAAAAGCUAAAUCCUUCGUCCUGUUGUUGUGGCUGUCGUCUCCUGAAACUUUAAACGAAAGAAAAGUUUGGCAGCCAUGAAAACCCCCGACUUUGAUAACAAACUGCGCGUAUAAACUGCAAUGGGAAAUGAGCACACAGGGAGAAGCCAUUGUGAAACUGUGAAAGUGUAAUCAAAUAAAUUCCCUCGCUGAAUAAUCCGAGUCGCAGAAUAAAGGUCAAAUCGUAGAAAAUGUGCAUAAAAACCUGCAAAGACAUUAAAUUCGGUGAACACAGCGACGGUGGCCAUGAAGGUGGAGAGAACAUAGUCAUCCGCACAUCCAAAUCUGAUUACGAGCACUUCCAACUUCAACUGCAGCUGCAGGCCAGGCUAAACAAACAAAAGCACAAAGGCUACAAAUUGCCCAACUUUAAGAUUCUCAUGUGUUGCUGCUACUUCAUCAUCAUUGUAUUGAUGAUAUGAAAACGAAAGGCACAAACUACCAUGCAAUGAAACUCAAUCUCCAACCAAAAAUGCUUCAAUUAUAUAGAUAAAUGCCAACAUAUUGAAACCACAAAAGCGAACCAGAAAUUAUUGUUCAACUAAACUCAUAGAAAAGAUCUCAUUCGAUUGCUGUCUAUAGUAUAAACCAUCAGUUAUUUCAAUACAUGUGUUACAACAAAUUAAAUGAAUUAAAUAUAUAUAUAAAUAUAUGUGUAUAGUUCAAUAACGAAGUUAAAUAUUUUCAAAUCUAGCUUAAAGAGAGCUAUAAGCUAAUGUUUUUGUGUGUGUGUAAAGUGCAAUUGUUAAACCAUAAUCAUUGGAAAGCAUAUGUUUAACUGCAAAGCAAUCACUAAUUCAAAUAACCUGUAGCUGCAAUAAUAAACACCAAUAUUCAGCAAUGAAAUCGACGAAUGGCUCCAGCAAGUGGCAUAAUUUUUGAAAAUAAUACCUUCGUGAACCAUCACAACCAGCACAAUCCCAUAUCAUUUUGCACACUGGCGUAGGCCAAGAAUCGGGCGGCGGAAAAGAAAAUGCUGCGAUUUCUCAAGAACCGCUAGACACGGCGUCCGCCCAGGCACCGUUAUCGUACCGCCCAUCUAUCUAAAUGUAUAUGCUUAGCUGUAUCUGUAUCCGUAUCUGUAUCUUCGUGUCAAGCUUAGCAUUAAAAUUGUAACAUUUGUGUAUAUUCAUAUAGAUUAGUCAUAAGUCCGGUUAUGCAUAAUAUGUUAUUCACAUGUUCCUUGCAGUAAAUCCGUCUCUGAAUCUAAGUUAAGAUAAUGCUGUGCAAUGAGCGAGUGAAAGCGAGAAGAAAAGUGGGAAAAUGUAGCAUUGUUACGAUGAUUAGCUGAUUUAUUCUAUGGGUGUAUUUUUGCAGCAGUUGUGCAUGUCUCAAAAUAAAAGAUAACCAGCUAGGGAGUAUUUGCCGCAGAAUUCACUU